Messenger RNA from Solanum dulcamara, 1305 nucleotides. Its product is annotated as RNA-binding protein 2-like. Gene Ontology annotation, molecular function: mRNA binding. The record is from RefSeq and is a predicted model, not a curated record. NCBI's taxonomy places the organism in Eukaryota, Viridiplantae, Streptophyta, Magnoliopsida, Solanales, Solanaceae. The transcript has 8 exons. The coding region runs from base 121 to 984 and encodes 287 amino acids.
ACACACGAGAUACAGAACAAUAAAGCCCCAAGCUUCUCCCCCAAAAUUUGCUUUCGCAAAUCCAAAUCCCCACACUGAGUAACUGGAGCUAGGGUUUUCUUCCUUAAGAGAGAAGAAAGAAUGGGGGAUGCUUAUUGGAAUCGUCAACCGCAGUUUCCACAAUCUGCUGGAUUGCUCAAACGACCUCGCACUGAAUAUGGGUUCCUGGCUCCGGCACGGUUGGAGAUAGACUGGUUGAAAACAUUGAAGAGUCUAGUGGUGAUGUCUUCUGAUAUUCCACAAUCUGGCAUGCCAUCAGCUCAUGAAGUGCAUCAUUACUUAGGAAGGAAUGAUGAUCGUGAAGGACCUCGAGUGCUGGACACACAAUCAAUUGGAUCAGCAUAUGAUCGUGGUGUACCUCGAGUAGUGGACACACAGUCAAUCGGAUCAGCAUAUGAUCGUUAUCUACAGAGUUCGCAACUUUCUUCUCUUCCAGUCGGAGAAGCUAAUAACAAGGGAGUUGGAUUAGCUAGAGCAGGUGGUGGUGGUAUACCUGCCCUUCCUGUUCGUGAUCCGCUUCCAUCAGCUCGUGGGCCAGAGCUAGCACCAAAUGGAAGAGCUAUGGUAUUCAGUGGCCAACUGCCAGUCGAAUCUAUGCCGAGGCCUCGUGAAACAAUACCUCUCCCUCCUGAUGCUUCUAACACCCUCUAUAUAGAGGGACUUCCUUCAGACAGCUCCAGGAGAGAAGUAGCCCAUAUUUUUCGUCCUUUUGUGGGCUACAAAGAAGUCAGGCUUGUUAGAAAGGAAUCAAAACAUCGUGGUGGAGAUCCUCUUAUCCUUUGCUUUGUGGAUUUCAUAGAUCCAGCGUGUGCAGCUACUGCUUUGAGUGCAUUGCAAGGUUACAAAAUGGACGAACAUGACCAUGAUUCAGCCUACUUGAGGUUGCAGUUCUCAAAGUUUCCAGGUCCGAGGUCUGGUGGCUCGGGAAGUCGUGGGAAGCGAUGAAUAACAUCCACCAGCUUCUUAUUUACAUAUUGCUGUCUGAAUUUACUUAUGUAUUAUGUACUGUUACUGGAAUAUGCAAUUCACAAUUGGUUCAACAGUAGGCGCUAGCCAUGGUUACAGUAAUAUGCACGCUAUUGGUUUUUGAAGUGGGCGUUUUCCACUUCAACAGGCCUUUAAAGCCAAUGAGACUUUGUUUCUGAGACUGUACAACUUGAUAGGUAGACGCAGGUUAUAGUAAGACUUCCAGUAGUUUGAAGAAAAAUGCUUCUAAUUUUAUUCCAGUCAGUGGAUUUUUAAGAGUUAGUGAUAAAUUCUGUGCAA